GUGAGCGCAAUAGGAGGAUAAAAGUCACCUUGAUUUUCAUUUCAAAGUCGGUUUCUUUCUCUCAAUAUUCGUUUAGAAAAGUUUUCUACUCUUCUAGUCUGCCCUUCACUUGUGUACUGAUUUCAAGCUUCUGCCAUGGCUGGUACACCGCCUCUUUCCCUUUCCCAUCGAAUAGAUGUGUUUUGGCACGAGGGGAUGCUCAAUCACGACACCGGCUCUGGGGUAUUCGACACCGGAGAAGAUCCAGGUUUUCUCGACGUCUUGGAUAAACAUCCAGAAAACUCUGACCGGAUCAAGAACAUGGUUUCCAUUCUCAAAAGAGGACCUCUCUCUCCUUUCAUCACUUGGCAUUAUGGACGACACGCACUCCUCUCUGAAUUGCUUUCUUUCCACCAUCAAGACUAUGUAAAUGAGCUCGUUGAAGCUGAUAAAAAUGGAGGAAAGGUUAUGUGUUGUGGAACUUUUUUGAAUUCGGGUUCUUGGGGUGUCUCACUUCUUGCUGCUGGUACUACUCUUUCAGCAAUGAAGCAUGUUCUUGAAGGGCAGGGCAAUAUUGCUUAUGCACUUGUUAGGCCUCCUGGACACCACGCUCAGCCAACUCGAGCAGAUGGCUAUUGUUUCUUGAACAAUGCUGGUCUUGCUGUUCAUUUGGCUUUAAAUUCUGGCUGUGAGAAAGUUGCUGUUGUGGACAUUGAUGUUCACCAUGGAAAUGGAACUGCUGAAGGAUUUUACACGUCCAACAAAGUUUUGACUAUUUCCCUUCAUAUGGAUCAUGGUUCCUGGGGUCCUUCCCACCCUCAAAGUGGAUCCAUCGAUGAGCUCGGUGAAGGACAGGGUUAUGGCUACAAUUUGAAUAUACCUCUGCCAAAUGGAACAGGGAACCGUGGAUAUGAAUAUGCCAUGAAAACAUUAGUUGUCCCAGCAAUCCAGAAGUUCGAGCCACACAUGAUUGUUUUGGUUGUAGGCCAAGAUUCAAGUGCUUUCGAUCCAAAUGGAAGGCAAUGCUUGACGAUGGAUGGCUACCGGAAGAUUGGGCAGAUAAUUUCGGAGCUGGCAAAGAAGUACAGUAGUGGAAGCUUGCUUAUAGUCCAAGAAGGAGGAUACCAUGUUACUUAUUCAGCUUAUUGUCUUCAUGCCACACUUGAAGGGAUACUCAACCUAUCGCCUCCUUUGAUAUCUGAUCCUCUUGACAGUUACCCAGAAGACGAGGCUUUUUCUGUGAAGGUCAUUGAUUUUAUUAAAAAGUAUGAAGAUGAAAAUGUGCCGUUCUUAAAAGUGUAGCAUCCUUUUAAGUAUGUAUAUAUCUGUAUUGGUUGAUGCUUCUUCUCUAUAGUUGGAUAAAGCUUUAUAAAGUUUAGUUGACAUAA
Cucumis melo (muskmelon) is the source of this 1367-nucleotide messenger RNA. RefSeq names its product histone deacetylase 8. The record is from RefSeq and is a predicted model, not a curated record. Lineage: Eukaryota; Viridiplantae; Streptophyta; Magnoliopsida; Cucurbitales; Cucurbitaceae. The transcript is spliced from 3 exons. The coding region runs from base 136 to 1281 and encodes 381 amino acids.